AUGUUACAAGAAAGAGAUUUAGCAAGAGAACCAUGUCCCGAUAGAAUAAUUGAAGACAUGGGUGGAGCAUUUGGUAUGGGUUGUAUAGGUGGAUAUAUUUGGCAUUUUUUAAAAGGUGCAAGAAAUAGUCCUAAGGGUGAUGUAUUAAGUGGUGCCUUAUAUAGUAGUCGUAUGAGAGCUCCUAUAUUAGGUGGUAAUUUUGCUGUAUGGGGUGGAACAUUUAGUUGUUUUGAUUGUGCUUUUCAAUAUAUGAGAAAAAAAGAAGAUCAUUGGAAUGCUAUAGGAAGUGGAUUUUGUACAGGAGGUGUUUUAGCUAUGAGAGGAGGAUGGAGAUCAGCUUCAAGAAAUGCUAUUGUAGGUGGUGUAUUAUUAGCUAUAAUAGAAAUCGUUUCGAUUGUUCUAACACGUAAAACUACUCCAACACCUAGACAACAAUUUCAACAACAAAUGGAAUUAGAAAAAAGAAUGGCAACAAAAAAUAAUAGAUAA
Plasmodium adleri (nom. inval.) is the source of this 489-nucleotide messenger RNA. RefSeq names its product mitochondrial import inner membrane translocase subunit TIM17, putative. Gene Ontology annotation, biological process: protein import into mitochondrial matrix. The coding region runs from base 1 to 489 and encodes 162 amino acids. The transcript has a single exon. The record is from RefSeq and is a predicted model, not a curated record. Gene Ontology annotation, cellular component: TIM23 mitochondrial import inner membrane translocase complex; mitochondrial inner membrane. Gene Ontology annotation, molecular function: transmembrane protein transporter activity. Lineage: Eukaryota; Apicomplexa; Aconoidasida; Haemosporida; Plasmodiidae.